Gymnodraco acuticeps is the source of this 727-nucleotide messenger RNA. RefSeq names its product neurensin-1-like. The annotation marks the transcript as partial. The record is from RefSeq and is a predicted model, not a curated record. The transcript is spliced from 2 exons. Lineage: Eukaryota; Metazoa; Chordata; Actinopteri; Perciformes; Bathydraconidae. Gene Ontology annotation, biological process: nervous system development. Gene Ontology annotation, cellular component: neuron projection; neuronal cell body; transport vesicle.
GCCAGUUCUAGCUGUCUUCAGUUUGGUGUUCGUUCCUAUCUUCAUCACUUCUAUGAGGAGUGUUCUUCCUCCAUGUGGGACAAAAACCCCGAAGACGAGGGGGUCGUUCAGAGCCAGAGGAAGAACCUGAGGUGGAGCGCAGCCGUUUUGAAGGUGUCCAUGGCCUUCAGUUUCCUCCUCCUGACUGCAGGCAUCACUUCUCUGUCUGUCGGUUAUUCAACUCCCCAUAAAAUGGAGUCAUUCGGAGAAGGAGACUUGUUCUUCGUGGACAAACAGGCGGUCAGUUUCAACAAAAGCCUGAAUAUCAGCUCCACGGCAGGGAUAUGGCUCUCCUGUCUGGGUUCAGCUCUGUUAGUGAUGGGGGUUUUUGUUUGGAUCCUCCAGAGGAAAGCUAACUUGAAGGAGAAGCUGUUCUAUAAACAGGGGGAACGAAGAGGGGAUUUGGGGUCCAAAUGGAGGGGAUUUAGAGACCUAAACGUGGACGUGGUCACUAAUCCAACAGGUGUUGAAAAAGGGGAGAUACCCGUCACAUUGUCAAAAGUGGAAAAGGUGCAGUCCACUUCUUAAAGGUCUCCUAUUAUACUGUUGUUCAUCAAUAUAUCACAGGUCUCAGAUAUAUCCAGAGCCUGUCUCUGAUUGGCUGAAACACCAACAGAUCAUUGCAGCAUUACCCAUAAUCCCCUCUGUUUCCAGUAGCGUGGCGUGGGGGAAAAAAUUAGGGGAAGCC